AGCACCGGCUGGCGGCUGCCUCAUUCGCGCGUGUGGUGAUUGGCUCAGCUUCCGAAUAUGAAUGCAUGCAUGCAUGCAUGCUGAGUGCUUAACUUGCUUCUUGUAAUUAGUUCUUUAGUAAUAGAUGACAGCCAGCAAGCAGCUGCAUGCCCCGGUGCGCUGGUCCGCCCAACAUUUCGGCCAAACUGAAAAACGCUAAUUACCUUACCAAUCGGUCUGGAGGGAGUAGUAAGUACUAGCUUAUUAUGCGCGCGCCUCGGCUAUAAAUACCAGCUGCUGCCAUCCUUCGUCCCUCAGAUCAGAAUCAGACCAACACAGCCGCAGGCAGCAGCUACACUACUUGCUUGCUUUGCUUGUAACUACCCACAGCUACUUGCAUUGGCCUGCGUUAGCGUUAUGGCAAACAACAAGCUCCCCGCCCUUCCCCUCGCCGCCGUCCUCCUGGCGCUCGCCGCGUCCUCACUCGCCGGCGACCCCGACAUGCUCCAGGACAUCUGCGUCGCCGACUACAAGUCCCUCAACGGCCCUCUGAGGCUGAACGGGUUCCCGUGCAAGAGGCUGGAGAACGUGACGGCCGACGACUUCUUCUCCGGCCUGCUCGCGAUCCCCGGCGACACGGGCAACGCGGCGGGGUCGGCGGUGACGGUGGCGAACGUGGAGAGGCUCCCGGGGCUCAACACCCUGGGCGUGUCCAUGGCGCGGAUCGACUUCGCGCCGUGGGGCGUCAACCCGCCGCACACGCACCCGCGCGCCACCGAGGUCAUCUUCGUGCUCCAGGGCUCCCUCGACGUGGGGUUCGUCACCACCGCCAACAGGCUCUACGCCCGCACCGUCUGCAGGGGCGAGGUCUUCGUCUUCCCGCGCGGCCUCGUCCACUACCAGAGGAACAACGGCGGCACCCCCGCCGCGGUCAUGUCGGCAUUCAACAGCCAGCUGCCGGGCACGCAGGCCGUCGUCCAGACCCUCUUCGGUGCCUCGCCUGCAGUGCCCACCGACGUGCUGGCCAGGGCGUUCCAGAUCGACGGCGGCCUCGUGGAGGCCAUCAAGUCCAAGUUCCCGCCCAAGUAAGCACCGCACGCGGGGCGUACAUGAUAUGCUGCCAUGAAUUGAAUGAAAUUGGUGGUCCAUGUCAUUCGAUACCAUUACGGGUUUCGUUUGAUGCGCUAGCCAGCAGUACAUCAUCACGGUGUAUGCUACGUUGGGUUGUUUCGUGUGGUCAUGCAUGGCCUCAACACUUCACUGUUGCUGCUUUUCAUCUUUGGCGUAAACCAUUUGUGUAAUUAAGAUGGUAUGUAUAUGUCACCGCCGGCAUUGUCUCUAUUAUAGAUGCAUGCUUCUUUUGGCACAGCUCA
Molecule: messenger RNA, 1352 nt
Organism: Panicum virgatum (switchgrass)
Lineage: Eukaryota; Viridiplantae; Streptophyta; Magnoliopsida; Poales; Poaceae
Product: germin-like protein 1-3
Exons: 2
Coding region: 397-1068 (223 amino acids)
Biological process (GO): plasmodesmata-mediated intercellular transport; regulation of root development
Cellular component (GO): plasmodesma; cell wall
Molecular function (GO): manganese ion binding
Source: RefSeq, a predicted model, not a curated record